Diutina rugosa is the source of this 2181-nucleotide messenger RNA. It is a transcript of the gene ERG7, whose product is annotated as lanosterol synthase. The record is from RefSeq and is a predicted model, not a curated record. The coding region runs from base 1 to 2181 and encodes 726 amino acids. Gene Ontology annotation, biological process: triterpenoid biosynthetic process; ergosterol biosynthetic process. The transcript has a single exon. Gene Ontology annotation, molecular function: lanosterol synthase activity. Gene Ontology annotation, cellular component: lipid droplet. Lineage: Eukaryota; Fungi; Ascomycota; Pichiomycetes; Serinales; Debaryomycetaceae.
AUGGCCACCAAUUAUUAUCUGGACCAGUUGGGUCUCCCAAAAACCGACCCCACUCGAUGGAGACUCCGGGUCUCCGAUUUGGGGAGACAAACAUGGCACUAUCUUUCCGAAGAGGAUGCCAAUGUCGAGCCCCAGCUGACGGUGGCUCAACACGCGCUUGAGACCGCCGACUUCCCCACCCCUGAAGCCACCGGAAAUAAUGGGGAUCCUUGGGAAGCGUGUAAGCUCGGGGCGCUGUUCUUCGAGCUUUUACAGGACGAACAAGGGACGUUCCCGUGCAUGUAUCAAGGUCCCCAAUUUAUGACCAUCGGCUACGUCGCCGCAUGCUACUACUGUGGCAUUGAGAUUCCUGAACCGUUCCGGGUGGAGAUGAUUCGAUACAUCGUCAAUACCUCCCACCCUGUCGAUGGUGGAUGGGGACUUCACACGGUCGACAAACUGACAUGCUUUGGUACCACCAUGAACUACGUGUGCCUCCGGCUUUUGGGCUUGGAGCCCGAUCACCCAGUGAUGGUAAAAGCCCGCAGAACGUUACACCGCUUGGGUGGAGCAUUGUAUGUUCCUCAUUGGGGUAAAGCCUGGUUGCUGGUGCUCAACUUGUACCGUUGGGAAGGGGUGAAUCCCAUGCCCCCUGAACUCUACUUGUUACCCGAGAAUUUGCCAUUGUACCCGGGCAAUUUUUGGGUGCACACUCGGGCCAUUUACCUCCCUUUAGGGCUCAUAGUUGCUAACCGUCUCCAAACUGCAGAGACUGACUUAGUCCGUCAAAUACGACUGGAAAUUUACACCAAGGACUAUGACAGCAUAGACUUCAGCAAGCACCGCAACCUGGUGUGUGGGGUGGACCUUUACUACCCCCAUACAACCUUGCUUAAUAUUGCUAAUUGGGCUCUUGACAAAUAUGAACAGCAUCGUCCUCAAUUCAUGAGAAACAUCGUUAAUAACCGUGUUUACGAUCUUUUGGUUAAGGACUACAAAAAUACCGAAUGGUUGCUGAUUGCGCCGGUGUCCUACGCCUUUUCGCUUAUUAUUACCCACUGGCGCGAAGGACCGAAACUGGAAAACUUUAUUAAGCUACAAGACCGGCUUAAUGAUGUUGCUUACGUCACAUCUCAGGGUAUGUGUGUAAUGGGCACCAAUGGGGUGCAAGUGUGGGAUGCUCUGUUUAUGAUCCAGUACUGGUUUAUGCUGGGGCUUGCUGAACUUCCUCAAUACGAACCAAUGGUGCGUAAAGCUUACAUGUUCCUUGUACGACUGCAGUUCACCACUAACUGUGAACCAGGGUCGCUGCGGGACAUUAGAAAUGGCGCCUGGCCAUUUUCCACUAAAGAACAAGGAUAUACCGUCAGUGAUUGUACAGCCGAAGCAGUGAAAUCGAUUAUCAUGGUACGGAACAGUCCGGUGUUUGCCGAUAUUCACGAUGCCAUCAGCGACCAGCGGCUUUAUGAUGCGAUUGAGGUGCUCAUGCUGCUUCAAAAUCGGGGUUCAUACGAGUUUGGCUCUUUUUCAACUUACGAAAAGAUUCGUGCUACACCUUUACUUGAAGCUCUUAAUCCCGCUGAAGUUUUCAACAACAUCAUGGUUGAAUACCCUUACGUCGAGUGUACCGACUCGCUGGUGUUGGGGCUCACCUAUUUCCACAAAUUUUACCCGAAAUACAAAUCCGAUCUUCUUCGAUUUGCCAUUGAUGAUGCUAUUGCCUUUAUCGUCAAAGCCCAACAUGAUGACGGGAGCUGGUAUGGUGCAUGGGGGGUGUGCUACACCUAUGCCGGCAUGUUCGCUUUGGAAGCCCUUGACACUGUGAACCGUCACUACAACAACGACGCAGUGGUUCGGAAAGGUUGUGACUUCUUGAUCUCGAAGCAGCUCCCCGAUGGCGGGUGGCUGGAGCUGAUGAAGGGGUGUGAAACUCAUAGCUACAUCAAUAGCGAACGGUCUCUUGUUGUGCAAACGGCGUGGGCGCUUAUCGGGCUUGUGCUUGCUCGCUACCCUGAUCGGGAGCCAUUAGACAGAGCGGCUAAAUUGUUGAUGGACCGGCAAUUACCUACUGGUGAGUGGAAGUUUGAGGAUAUCGAAGGGGUGUUCAACCACCUGUGUGCCAUCGAAUACCCCUCCUACAGGUUCCUCUUCCCCAUCAAAGCUCUUGGUCUUUACAAUAAGGCCUGGAGAGACAAAAAUUGA